GCGGUCGGGGCCAGAGGCCGGGGCGGAAACGCGGCGGUCGGGGCUGCUGGGCGGUGCAGACUGUGAGGUCGCGGCGGGCGUCGCGGUGCGGCACCGGCGGGGACGCGGACCGCAGGGCCUGGCGCCGGACACUGUGCCUCGCGUCCUUUCGGAGCUGAGCCCCUUGCCGGAGUGUGCCCGGAGUGUGCGCGGAGUGGCCGUGGGGCGGGGGCGCCAUGAGGCCCGCAGCCCCGCACCGCCUGCUCCUGAGCUCCCUCUGCCUGGCGCUGUGCUGCCUGGGCGGGGCGCGCGGGUCCCGGAGGAGUGACAACCAUGAGUGGAAAAAACUAAUUAUGGUUCACCACUGGCCUGUAACAGUGUGCAAGGAGGUUGAGAACGACUGCAGGGACCCUCCAGAUUACUGGACGAUACAUGGAUUAUGGCCUGAUAAAGCAGAAGAAUGUAAUGGAUCAUGGCACUUUCACUUAGAAGAGAUUAAGGACCUUAUGCCUGAAAUGAAGAUGUACUGGCCUGAUGUGAUCCAUCCACUCAAUCACAGCCAUUUCUGGAAGCACGAGUGGGAGAAGCACGGCACCUGUGCUGCCCAGCUAGAUGCCCUCAACUCCCAGAAGAAAUACUUUGGUGGAAGCCUGGACCUGUACCGGGACCUUGACCUUAACAGCAUGCUCCAAAAAUUGGGAAUAAAGCCGUCUAUCAACUACUACCAGGUUUCAGAUAUUAAAGAUGCCCUUGCUGGCAUAUACGGAGUCAUACCUAAAAUCCAGUGUCUUCCACCACAACAGGGUGAGGAGGUACAGACGAUCGGGCAGAUAGAGCUGUGCUUCACCAAGGAGCUGCGGCUGCGCAACUGCACGGAGCCCGGGGAGCCUGGCGGGCCUGGGGGGCCGGCGCCCCGCAGGCCCAGAACGGGGGUGUCGGGGGACACCGGGCUGGAGGUGUGCGAGGAUGGCCCCGCCUUCUACCCCCCGCCGCCGGGGGCCGUGCCCUGAUGCCCAACGCCCUGGGGAUGAGGAAUCGCUGCUGGUCAGAAAGCAGCUGCCAAGUGGAACGUUCUGUUUACGACUGUAAAGGAGGCUGUUCUGUUGUCUUCCAUUUCCCUUCACACCCGCGAGCUGACGUCGUGGUUCCUGUGAAUCUGGGUUGCAUGUGGGUACGUUGGAAGAAAGGCGAUCUCCCACGCCUUGGUAGAUGCUUUGUGGUUGGAAUAAAGGACGCAGAUUUGC
Nyctereutes procyonoides (raccoon dog) is the source of this 1223-nucleotide messenger RNA. RefSeq names its product ribonuclease T2 (gene RNASET2). Gene Ontology annotation, biological process: RNA catabolic process. Gene Ontology annotation, cellular component: extracellular region. Bases 216 to 989 code for a protein of 257 amino acids. Gene Ontology annotation, molecular function: RNA binding; ribonuclease T2 activity. The transcript has 10 exons. The record is from RefSeq and is a predicted model, not a curated record. NCBI's taxonomy places the organism in Eukaryota, Metazoa, Chordata, Mammalia, Carnivora, Canidae.